AUGAUAACUUCAUUAUUUCAAUAUACAUCAACAGAAAAUCUUCAUUUACAUGUUAUUGGUGAUUUAGAUAGUCAUCAUUUUGUAAAUCAAACUCUUCAAACUCUUCAUUAUAAUCAACAAAUUAAUCAAUUGAACAUUGAUGAUUUAACAUUGAAAUAUCAACAAUUAAUCUCACCAUUAAUUCAACAUUUUUCAUCUAGUCAUACUUAUUACAAAGAUCCUUUAUUUUUUUUAUCACCAUUUUUACAUCAAAUACUUCCGGAAAAUAUUUCUCGUGUUAUUAUGCUUGAUAUCGAUAUUCGAUUUGAUAAUGAUAUACAAAAAUUAUAUAAAUUAUUUGAUCAAUUCAAUGAAAAUCAAAUAUUAGGUAUUGCUCGUGAAAAUCAACCUGUUUAUCGUCAUCUUCUUUGGUCAUAUCGUCAUGAAAAUCCUUCGACAGACAUUGGUAAUCCUCCUCCAUUUGGUAUAACAGGUUUUAAUAGUGGCGUUUUAUUACUUGAUUUAAAUAAAAUUCGUCAAUCAAUUUUAUUUAAUAGUUAUUUAGAACAUUCAUUUCUUAUUGAACAACUUAUUACGAAAUAUCAUUUUAAUCAUCCACAUUUAGGUGAUCAAGAUUUUUAUACAUUAUUAAGUUUUGAACAUAAUGAAAUAUUUUUUAUUUUACCAUGUUAUUGGAAUAGACAAUUAUGUACAUGGUGGAAGGGUAAAGGUUAUGAUGAUGUUUGGCAAAAUUAUUAUAAUUGUAAUAAUGAACAAAAUAUUAGUAUUUAUCAUGGAAAUUGUAAUACACCAAUACCAGAUAAAAUAAUCAAUGAAAAAAUUGAACUUUGA
Adineta steineri is the source of this 831-nucleotide messenger RNA. The record is from the annotation of a GenBank genome assembly. NCBI's taxonomy places the organism in Eukaryota, Metazoa, Rotifera, Eurotatoria, Adinetida, Adinetidae.